Messenger RNA from Diaporthe batatas, 2359 nucleotides. RefSeq lists its product as uncharacterized. The record is from RefSeq and is a predicted model, not a curated record. Lineage: Eukaryota; Fungi; Ascomycota; Sordariomycetes; Diaporthales; Diaporthaceae. Bases 419 to 2113 code for a protein of 564 amino acids. The transcript has a single exon.
CUUUGAUCUUGACCUGACUAGUAGACCACAGUACGGGGACUACUUGGUGACCAGACCAGAACUAAAACUUGGUUUCUGUCCCAUCAGUCUGGUACCACCCAGGAGGUACCAAGUAUCUACACGCCAUAGUCUGUUCGGCUGGUAUUUUACUCUGCUGCCCCCCCCCAAAUCACCUCCUCCGCCUCCAUCUCCAACCUGCCUGCCUGCCUGCCUGCACGCACCUCACUCGUUGUCACCACCAUUCACGACCGUUUCUGCCAACGUCGGCUCUCCCCAGCUGACGGCCAACAAACAACCCAGUUCAACUCAACUGGUACGAGCGGAAUCCAACACAGCCGUUUGUUUGUCCAUACGUCUGUCGCCAACCGCCGCCGCGCCGCCUCCCCCCUUCCUCCUUAACGAGGCGCUCCCCCGCCCCAUGAUGGCAGAUGACCGUGAUCGCAACCACGAGUUCGGCCACGACAUCGAUGUCGACAGCAACGACAGCUAUGACGAGAGGACACAGGGCUGGGUGCUCGAGCUAGAGUCCAUAUACUCCCUCGGCGACCCUCCCAGCGCCCCGCCCUCCGAGUUUGGCGGCUGGCAAGACGACAUUGUUCCUGCCGGUUCCAUCAGCACCCGCGACGUGCGCCUUCCCGGCACCGCAGGCCGGCAGCACCAGUCCUCGCAGCCUCUGCCUGGUGCCGCCGAGUGUCUCGACUUCAAGAAGACUCGCAACGGCCGAUUCAAGCCCAACAAGCAGACCAAGCUUCGAAACAGCCUGCUGGGCGCCGUCGGCUUCCUCGAGGCAGCCAACGCGUGUGAUUUUGCGGCCAACGUGUGGAAUCAGACCCCCGUGCCUCGCCAUGUCCUUGUGCUCAUGGGGCUGGGCGGUACUGCCGCCCUGGGCAUGAUCUACUUCUGUAUCAAGGACGGGCGCCUGAGUCUCGCCAACCUCCGCGCUCUGAGGGAGGAGCGCCGCUACCUGAAAAACCAGCGCCCGCUGUAUCUCGACAAACCCAACAUGCUGCGCACGAUCGACUGCUUCCUCGACAUGAACACAAGGGAGAGCGGGACAGAGAUGGUCGACCGCAUCGGAAGCGACACACUACUGGGCAUUUCCGCGUUCAUGGUCGGUAUCGGUACAUAUAUGGCUAUGGAUGGGAACCAUGACAGCGCCAACUAUAGGGCGAGCAACCUCUUGACUGGGUAUAUCGGAAACACAUUUCCCGCCAUCUUCGGAGUAACAAACCUGCUGUGGUCCAGCUACGUCUUUGCGCGGGCCAGAAAGCAGCAGGCCGCAGCCCUCAACUACGUCAAGGGCUCGACUAGGAUCUCGUCGAUGCUCAAGAACCGCACGUCCAGCAUCCAGUUCCAUGCCGCCCUGAACGGCAUCACGGGUAUCGUCGCCGGUGUGGCUGCCUUGAUAACGGCCACGCAAUGGUGGGCCUAUAUCCUCCUCGUGCCCUGCAUCAUCACCUCAGGGACCGUCAACAUAUUCUGGCGCAAGCGGGUCGGCUACGAGCGGCCUUUUGUGCUAGGCCAGAUAUCGUCCAUCGACGAGGAUACCGUGUUUGAAGCCUUGAGAUACGCAAACGACUGCCAUAGAAGGGUACUGAGAGUCAAGGCGUCGGGGGAAAGCGACGCCUUCUCGUCGCUCGUGACGGACCCAAACUCGCUGAUGUGCGCGCUCGACGUCAUCCGGAAGAACAAUUUGUUCGAGGACUUCUGUCUUCGGGUCCUUCGGGACAAGGACCUGUCAGGCAGGCUGUUCGGACAUGCCGCUUUCGCCGCGAAUUCGUCGGUGUACGGGCCCACGAUAGACUGGCACAGUCUAGCCGAGACGCGGGACGAGGUGCUGAUGAAGCUGCUCCUGCAGGUCGCAAAGGACCUGCUGAACCAGGACGCCGCAAACUGCUUCAAGUACCAGGAAAGGCAUUUAUUAGAAGUCCUUGGCUGCUAUAUGUGCAGAGGCGCACAAUUUGGGAGGUCUAAAAAGGCCAAGGGCAGGAAACCGCCGUCGCAGCGCGUUCAGCAGACCAACGUGCAUACCUAUGCUGGGAGGCACGCCAACGACUGGCUUUUCGGGGGUUUCUCGCUCACCAAAUCAUUAAAGAAGGUGUUCCGAGGCUAAGUUUAUAUAAGGAGGGUAUAUAUUGGCCAUGUUAAUCGUAAUUAUCGCACGGGCUCGGUAGCAUUGUUGGAGUUUGUGGUGUUGUCUUGCACGGUUGGAUUCGCAAUCACAGCGUCGAGCGCAUAUCGCUUGUACCUACCCUGGUUUCUCUGACGGGAGAAAAUGAGAGAGAGGGAGAGAGACGAGGUGAGGAACGAAUUUUACGAGCCAGAUAAAGGGUCAAAUAAGACAUUGUUUGUAGUCAAA